GACGGGGAGAGGCAGCAGGAGAGCAGGGCACCGCCAGGCGCCCACUGGUAGGCGACGAGGUGUGGGAGCCAGGGAGCAGCUGCAGGGCCCGGGCGCACUGGCUCAGGCUGAGCUCUGCUGGCUUCAGGCCCCUGGCCUAGGGGAACCCAGCCAGAGCCCACUCCACGCACAAGCACCUUCAGCUUAACCCUUCGGAGGCCAGACUGUCAUGGCUGGUGGGAGCAGCGCGUUAAGCUGCUUGGCACAUGCCCUGCACACGCGCAGGCGGCAGGCUUGUUUCCUCAUCGGAAGGCGAACCCUGGCGGUUUGAGUCUCCGACAGCCAAGCCCUGCGCUGCAGAGAUGAAGCUGGAGCAUGGAUCCGCAAAGCUCUAACCUGACCAGAAUCCCCUUUCCCACCACCUCGGCCUUAGUAUUUCCUUCUUCCUGCCCCCGUCGGUGCCCAGGACCGUUACCAUGGAGAAUGAGCAGCUGCAGGUCCCACCUCCCUCCAGCAGCACCGCCAGCAGCAGCAGCAGCAGCAGCGGGCGCCAGCCGGGGGCCCAGAUCUCCGUGUACAGCGGGAUCCCAGACCGCCAGACUGUCCAGGUGAUCCAGCAGGCCCUGCACCGGCAGCCCAGCACGGCGGCGCAGUACCUGCAGCAGAUGUACGCCGCACAGCAGCAGCACCUCAUGCUGCAGACGGCCGCCCUGCAGCAGCAGCAGCUCAGCAGCGCCCAGCUCCAGAGCCUGGCGGCCGUGCAGCAGGCGAGUCUGGCUGCUAACAGGCAGGGUGGCUCCUCCGGCAGCAAUGCCCCUUCACAGACGUCAUCCCAGCAGCCCACGAUAAACCUGGCCACGUCCCCUGCCGCCGCCCAGCUGAUCAACCGAGCUCAGAGCGUGAACUCUGCAGCCGCCUCAGGCAUCGCCCAGCAGGCUGUGCUCCUGGGGAAUGCCACCUCCCCCGCCCUGACGGCCAGCCAGGCCCAGAUGUACCUCCGGGCCCAGAUGGCCCAGCAAAGUAACCUUGUGCAAGUAGCUAGGAGCCUAGGCCGUGCUGUUCCUUUAUCCCCCCAGCUCAUCUUCACUCCUACGGCCACAGUCACCGCGGUGCAGCCCGAGGGCAGCGCAGCCCCCACCUCCCAGCCAUCCACCACCACUGCUCAGGUCCAGAAUUUGGCCAUAAGAGCCCAGCAGACUGUAGCACAAGGAGUGGCUUCCUCCCAAGCCCAGCAACUCCCCACCCUGGCCAUGAAGCCGGCUCUAAGUAGCAGCCAGCUGGCUUCCAACACUUCUCAGGGCAAGGCCGCGGGGCCGGCUCCCUCUGCAGGCGCCAAGGGCAGCCAGGCUGAGCAGGCAGCAGAGCACCUUAAAAAGGGAGAUGGCGGCAUGCCCACCAGCAUGGACAACCGCGGGCACCCCAUGAGCCGGACAGUGACACCGGUGACCACCCACCCGCUCAUUGCCCCAGCCUACGCCCAGCUGCAGCCCCACCAGCUCGUUCAGCAGCAGAAGCAGAUCCAGCACCAGUUUGUGAUCCAGCAGCAGCAGCUCCAGCCCAGGUCUCAGCCUCAGCUCAUCCAGGGCGGUGCCAACACCUCACCCCAGCUGCAACCACUGCCCCCGCCCACACCUAGCCUGGCGGUGCAGCCCAGCUUGCAGGUGCAGGGCCAGAGCCACACCGCCCCACAGGGCCCAGCCCCUCUAUCCCACCCACCGCAGUGCCAGGCUUCCAGUCAACACAAGCCGAGUGCCAACCAGCCAUACCAGCCUGCUCUGCACGCCCCUGGGCUCCAAGCCGUGGGCCCAGCCCAGCCAGCGCCUGAGGGCGGGCCUCAGAACGGACACCCCGGAUGCCUGAACCAUGCCACUCAUCGCAAGUUCCAGCAUGCCUCAGCUGUGAUCCUGCAGCUCCAGCCAGCCAUCGGGACGCCUCAGCUCAGCAUCCAGGAGAAUGCCAGGAAAGACGUCCUUCCUGCUGAUAAGAACCCGGAAAGCCUGCCAGCUCAGCUGCCACCACCGCCGCAGGCUGCCCUGAUGCCCCCAGCUGCACCCCCGGACCCAGAGGUCUCUGAGGGCAACAGGCCCCCUACUCAUGAGCCGGGACAGGACCGUGUUCACGCGCAGAACGACCCCAGCAGCCCCGGCAUGACCUCAGGGAACGGGAACUCUGCCUCUACUGUUGCUGGUACUGCCCCCCAGAAUGGUGAGAAUAAACCACCACAGGCCAUUGUGAAACCACAAGUCCUGACGCAUGUUAUCGAAGGGUUUGUGAUCCAGGAGGGGGCAGAGCCGUUCCCGGUGGGGCGCUCUUCACUGCUCGUGGGGAAUCUCAAGAAGAAGUAUGCCCAGGGCCUUUUGGCCGAGAAACUCCCACAGCAGGACAAUACAACCACCACUGACUCUGAAAUGGAGGAGCCCUAUCUGCAAGAAUCCAAAGAGGAAGGGAACCCCCCGAAGCUGAAGUGUGAGCUCUGCGGCCGCGUUGACUUCGCCUACAAGUUCAAGAGGUCCAAACGCUUCUGCUCCAUGGCCUGUGCCAAGAGGUACAACGUGGGGUGCACGAAGCGGGUGGGUCUCUUCCACCCUGACCGCAGCAAGCUCCAGAAACCGGGGGCGGCCGCACACGGGCGCCGUCGCACCUGCAAGGGGGCCCUGCCCGCCCUCAGCAAGGACACCAAGAAACAGACGCCAGUGUCCCUCUCCACGGGCUCGGUGCCGCUCUCCGUCACAGCCUCGCUCCAGCUCAACCGCAGCCAGGAGGAUUCCAGCCGCUGCUCCGAUAACUCGAGCUACGAGGAGCCACUCUCGCCCCUCUCGGCCAGCUCAUCCACCUCACGCCGGCGGCAGGGCGAGCGUGACCUGGAGCUGCCCGACAUGCACAUGCGGGACCUUGUGGGCAUUGGGCACCACUUCCUGCCCAGCGAGCCCACCAAGUGGAAUGUGGAGGAUGUCUAUGAAUUCAUUCGCUCCUUGCCAGGGUGCCAGGAGAUCGCGGAGGAGUUCCGCGCCCAGGAGAUCGACGGGCAGGCCCUGCUGCUACUGAAGGAGGAUCACCUCAUGAGCGCCAUGAACAUCAAGCUGGGCCCAGCGCUGAAGAUCUACGCCCGCAUCAGCAUGCUCAAGGACUCCUAGAGGCGCCCGCAUGCAUGGCACGGGCAGCCCACCUAGCCGCUCCCACGCAGGGCAGAGGCACCUGCCCACGGAAGCCCUUUGGGAACAGGCUGUAGCUGUCGCUAGGAGCUGGGGGGACAGCACUGGGCCCAUGAGCUCCCUGCUGCCUGGAGCACAAAGGGCCCCUGAAUCCCACAGCUGGGGUCUGAUGCCUGGAUAUCCCUGUCGUCCCACCUCCUUGCUGGGGGCGGGAGGCUAUGGCUUGCGGGGCUAUACGUAUUCUGUAGCAUUAGCUUCCCCUACUGCUGUCCCAGACUGCCCCGCGGUGUACAGGGGAGAGGGGAUCCUGGCAGCAGGGCAGGAUGGGGCUGUUCAAGGGGCAGUGGCCCCCAUGGCCAGGUGCUGGCUGGCAGUAGUCAGGGCUGGGCUGAUUCCCCUCUACCCACCUAGAUGUGUGAUCUACAGGAGCCCCACUCCCCUCUCUAGCCCCUCUGGCACCCCCGGUCACCCCCCAGAACUGCAGACUCGCCACCCCCUGGAGAGGCUGAGGGACACGUGCUGGACCCAACCCCUCCUCUCAAUGCCAAACAGGACGGUUGCCUUAAAGUUGUGUGUGGUUGUGGUGCCAGGCAUGGCCCCCCUCCCCCCCUGCGCCCCCGGGCAGGCUGCCAGUUCCUGGGCCCCCAUUUGUGCUCCCAGCCUGCGGCCAAGGCUGCUGGGGGUGGCAGCACGUCCUGUGGCUCAGACUGUUAACUCAGAAGCCGGCGUGUCCCACGGGGGAGGGCUCCUGGGCGGUGGGGGCCCUGCUCCUGGGACAGCACAGUGGGGAGCAGGCUCCUGGCUGGCUGUGUGGGGGGGCAAGAAUGCCUAGUGCCCCUUGGCAGGGGGAUGCAUUGCAGCAGGGCCUGCUGUGUUCCCUGGGCAUGGGCACCGCUGGCCCCAGUGCCCUAAGAGCAUCCGUCCCUGUGCUGUGGAGGGGGCAGGUGGGGCUGUCCCUCCAGGCUACCGGGGCCAGAGUAGCUGGCUCAUGCCAACAGAGCAGUCCCCCAUGCUGGCUUGGGGGGCAUCUGCACAGGCCUCCCUAGGGCUUCCCUUGGCACCUGUCCUCAGGCUGCCAUAAUACUGCCAAGGCUGCCCGCAUGCAGCGGGGUGGGGGGCUCCAAGCCCCACUGAGAAUCAUUCCUCUCUUAAGAGGGGGAGAGAUGUAGCUCUAUCCUCCCCUCCCUAUUGCAGAGCUGCUGGCUGCAAGUGUCCCCCAGCAACUAGGGAGCCACUCCUGGCUCUAGACUGAGGGAGGCUGGGCUGGGAAGGUCUUUUUAACCCCCCUUUUUUUUUUUCUCCUGUUGUUUUUAAUAAACAUUACAAAAAAACCCCCACAAA
Molecule: messenger RNA, 4472 nt
Organism: Caretta caretta (loggerhead turtle)
Lineage: Eukaryota; Metazoa; Chordata; Testudines; Cheloniidae
Gene: PHC2
Product: polyhomeotic homolog 2
Biological process (GO): negative regulation of DNA-templated transcription
Cellular component (GO): PRC1 complex; nucleus
Molecular function (GO): histone binding; zinc ion binding; chromatin binding
Source: RefSeq, a predicted model, not a curated record